AUGGCCCUCUCCCGCCAUCACGCCGCCUUCUCCAAGCCGCUGAGCGUGGAGGAUAUCGUAUCAGAGGCUCAAAACUUUGAAUUCAACACUCGACGCUCUCUCCAGCAAUGGCUUCGCUCCGCAAGAAUGCUGCUGACAGAAGCGGCCAUUUGCGAGCAAGAAGCAAACUUGGCCCAGGCAUAUCUCUAUCUUUACCGUCACGCCGAGCUGGUUUUGGGGAAACUGCCCCAGCAUCCCGACUACAAGGAUCCCAAAUUCAAACCAGAGUUGUCUCAAGCGAUGAAGUCGUUGCAGAGAAAUCUCGUCAAAUUGGAGCAAUGGAAACCAAGAAUCAACCAGGAGCAUCAGCGUUAUGUCAAAGCUGUGGAGAGGAGGAAUGCGGAGAGGCAGAGGGUGCAGGAGGAAUUCAAUGAAGCGGGAAGGCAGAGGUACUCUUAUGAUGCCUCGCGGAGAGGUUCCCUGGCUUCGCAAGGCAGUGCCAGUCCCACUCGAGCACUUGAUGUUUCGGAGCAUCGCGAGUUUGCUGUUAACCUGGCUCAWCAGGAGAUCCGCCGAAGGGAUGCAUCCAGAAGAUCGACCCACGAGGCAGGAAUAUCACCUGCCACCGUGGCUCAACGACGCCAGGGUUUUGUCAAUGACGAGGAUUAUUUUGGUCAGAUCGACGAAGCCAAUCGUUACUUCCAACAGCGGGAGCAAGAAUCUCGAUAUCGGGAUCAACCUCCUUCACGUCCGCAAUCUUCGACAACGACACAUCAGUACCACUACCCUUCAGUACCGCGGAGGGAGAGUCGGAAUGAUUGGGAAGCACGUCCAUCCUCCCAUCAAUCCACACGCCCGCCCUCCCACCGUUCAUCACACCCGCCCGCCAUUCCCGCAAAGGAAGCACUCAACCACUCUCAAGAUAUCCCGCCACCAAUUCCAGCUCGGCCUCAUCAACAAGGACAUCAUCAGGGACACGAACCGCAAACUCCUCCCACCCCUGCCGCACCACCCAAAUACACAUUCGCCCCAACAACCACGACCGAAUCCGGAAGCCCUUUGCGAACCGUUCUCCUUCCCCCCACCCUGCGAAAUUCUUUCCUAGACCUCGCCCACUCCAACACACUCCGCAAUCUCGAAACGUGCGGAACCCUCGCAGCGACCUCCAUCUCCGGCGCCCUCUUCAUCACCCACCUCAUCAUCCCCGAUCAAACGUCCACUUCCGACACCUGCGACACCACYGCCUCCGGGGACGCCGCUCUCUUCGAUUUCUGCGAUACAAACGAGCUGUUGGUCUGCGGAUGGAUCCACACCCACCCCUCCCAAACCUGCUUUCUCAGCUCGAGAGAUUUACACACCCAUUCCGGGUAUCAAGUCAUGCUUCCCGAAGCAAUCGCGAUUGUUUGCGCACCGAGAAGUAAUCCCGACUAUGGGAUUUUUCGAUUAACGGAGCCGCCCGGAUUGGAUGCGAUUUUGAAUUGCAAGAAAUCGGGCAUCUUUCAUCCGCAUGAUCAGGAUCAUUUGUACACGGAUGCUGRAGGUGGGAGGAUGGGAGGCGUGGGGCAUGUGGUUGAGGGGCCGGGGUUGGGGUUGAAGGUGGUGGAUUUGAGGAAGUAA
This is a messenger RNA of Ramularia collo-cygni, 1596 nucleotides long. RefSeq names its product related to STAM-binding protein. Gene Ontology annotation, molecular function: K63-linked deubiquitinase activity; metal-dependent deubiquitinase activity; protein binding. Bases 1 to 1596 code for a protein of 531 amino acids. Gene Ontology annotation, cellular component: endosome; membrane. The transcript has a single exon. Gene Ontology annotation, biological process: protein K63-linked deubiquitination. NCBI's taxonomy places the organism in Eukaryota, Fungi, Ascomycota, Dothideomycetes, Mycosphaerellales, Mycosphaerellaceae. The record is from RefSeq and is a predicted model, not a curated record.